Molecule: messenger RNA, 861 nt
Organism: Cucurbita pepo subsp. pepo (vegetable marrow)
Lineage: Eukaryota; Viridiplantae; Streptophyta; Magnoliopsida; Cucurbitales; Cucurbitaceae
Biological process (GO): root development; shoot system development
Source: RefSeq, a predicted model, not a curated record
AUGGCUGCCAAGUACCAAGCGAGGUCCAUAAGCUUGCCUUCUAGAUUGCAUCCCUGUGCUGUGAAGGUUGAGGAGGAGUUGAGGAAGGUGAAGACAUGGGUGUCUUCUUCUUCUUCUUCUUCUUCUGUUUGGGGUGCUCUUUUGGGAUUACAGGAUUUGUAUGACUCCAUUGAUGAGCUUCUCAAAAUGGGUUCCACUCAGCAGGUUUUGUCUUGUCCCCAAAACAAACAGUUGGUGGACGAGUUGUUGGAUGAUUCUAUGAAGCUUUUGGAUGUCUGCAGCUUAGCAAAGGACAUAGCAUUAGAAACCCAAACGCAUGUUGGGGCUCUUCACUCUGCCUUUCGCCGGAGGAAAGGCGAUUCCGCCAUGAAAACCACCACUGCUGCUUACAUUUCCUAUAGAAAAAAGAUGAAGAAAGAAGGUAAAAACUUGAUAACAUCAAUGAAGAAGAUGAAUGAGAAAUUCAACUCAUCCCCAAUGCAAAAUCCAGAUAAUCACCUGAGCUCUGUGGUUGAAGCGCUGAGACAAGUUUGCUCAACCAACAGCUCUAUUUUCGAAUCCGUGUUGUUGUACUUAACGCCAUUGACGAAGCCAAAAGCUCGAGGAUGGUCUUUGGUUACUAAGUGGGUGCACAAGGGGGCGAUUGCCUGCGAGUCAAACAGUGCCAUGAACGAAUUUGAGAACGUGGAUGUGGCUUUGAGCUCUGUUGUUGAAGAAAUGGAGGUUGAGAAGUUGCAGGUUGCUCAGAGAAGAUUGGAGAGUUUGGAAAUGGCGGCACAAGAAAUUGAGAGUGGGUUGGAUGGUGUGUUCAGGAGAUUGAUCAAAAUAAGAGCCUCUCUGUUGAACAUAAUAUCUCAAUAG